Messenger RNA from Otolemur garnettii (small-eared galago), 1839 nucleotides. RefSeq names its product fibronectin type III and SPRY domain containing 1 (gene FSD1). The transcript has 13 exons. Gene Ontology annotation, molecular function: protein binding. Lineage: Eukaryota; Metazoa; Chordata; Mammalia; Primates; Galagidae. The coding region runs from base 156 to 1646 and encodes 496 amino acids. The record is from RefSeq and is a predicted model, not a curated record.
CUGCGCCCUGCGGGCAGUGAUGGAGCGCUAACCGGGGGCGCGGCGACGGCUGGGGCUCGGCGGGCCAUUGGCCACCGGCAGCGGUAAAGGCAGCUUAGGGACUCGAAGAGUGAGCGGGACCCGCGGGCCGGGCCGGAGCAACCUGGGUUGCAGCCAUGGAAGACCAGAGGGAGGCUCUGCGAAAGAUUAUCACAACACUGGCUGUGAAGAAUGAGGAGAUUCAGAGCUUCAUCUACUCCCUCAAACAGAUGCUGCUGAAUGUGGAGGCAAACUCAGCCAAGGUGCAGGAGGACCUUGAAGCAGAGUUCCAGUCCCUCUUCUCCCUCCUGGAGGAGCUGAAGGAAGGGAUGCUUAUGAAGAUAAAACAAGACCGUGCCAGCCGAACCUAUGAGCUGCAGAACCAGCUGGCUGCCUGUACACGGGCCCUGGAGAGCUCCGAGGAGCUUCUAGAGAUGGCCAACCAGACCCUGCAGGCCACAGACAGUGAGGACUUUCCUCAGGCUGCCAAGCAAAUCAAAGAUGGUGUGACGAUGGCCCCUGCCUUCCGGCUGUCAUUGAAAGCCAAGGUCAGUGACAACAUGAGUCACCUCAUGGUGGACUUUGCACAGGAGCGGCAGAUGCUACAGGCACUCAAAUUCCUGCCUGUGCCCAGUGCUCCUGUGAUCGAUCUGGCCGAGUCCCUGGUGGCAGAUAACUGUGUGACUUUGGUGUGGCGGAUGCCAGAUGAGGACAGCAAGAUUGACCACUAUGUGUUGGAAUACCGGCGCACCAACUUUGAGGGCCCACCCCGCAUCAAGGAGGACCAGCCCUGGAUGGUCAUUGAAGGCAUCCGGCAGACGGAGUACACCCUGACUGGUCUCAAGUUUGACAUGAAGUACAUGAAUUUUCGUGUGAAGGCCUGUAACAAGGCAGUUGCAGGCGAGUUCUCUGAACCGGUGACCCUGGAGACACCAGCGUUCAUGUUCCGCCUGGAUGCAUCCACAUCCCACCAGAACCUGCGGGUGGAUGAUCUCUCUGUGGAGUGGGACGCUAUGGGCGGGAAGGUGCAGGAUAUCAAGACUCGUGAGAAAGAUGGCAAGGGACGGACAGCAUCUCCCGUCAACUCCCCAGCCAGAGGUACUCCAUCUCCUAAGAGGAUGCCCUCUGGUCGUGGGGGACGGGACCGUUUCACAGCUGAGUCCUACACAGUGCUGGGGGACACACUAAUUGAUGGUGGGGAACAUUACUGGGAGGUACGCUAUGAGCCGGACAGCAAGGCGUUCGGUGUGGGGGUGGCCUACCGCAGCCUGGGCCGCUUCGAGCAGCUGGGCAAGACGGCCUCAUCCUGGUGCCUGCAUGUCAACAACUGGCUGCAGGUCAGCUUCACCGCCAAGCACGCCAACAAGGUCAAGGUGCUGGAUGCCCCUGUGCCCGACUGCCUGGGAGUGCACUGUGACUUCCACCAAGGCCUCCUGUCCUUCUACAAUGCCCGCACCAAACAAGUGCUGCACACCUUCAAGGCCAAGUUCACACAACCAUUGUUGCCUGCCUUCACGGUAUGGUGUGGCAGCUUCCAGGUGACCACGGGCCUGCAAGUCCCCAGCUCUGUGCGUUGCCUACAGAAGCGGGGCAGUGCCACCAGCAGCUCCAACACCAGCCUCACCUAGACCACUGAGCACCCACCCAGCUGAAGUGUUUUGGGUGACUGCCACCAGGCCUUGGCUGCUUCAGCUGGGCAUACUCCUCUUACUUGCUGCUUGGAGCCUUAACUCGUGAUAGGGGGUCACCAAAAGGGAGUGGGCAUGAGGCAGGCCCUCCUCCCCACCUCACCUCCCAAUAAAGGUCAGACACUGGCCAAGC